Messenger RNA from Acipenser ruthenus (sterlet), 2870 nucleotides. RefSeq names its product AT-rich interactive domain-containing protein 3A-like. The record is from RefSeq and is a predicted model, not a curated record. The transcript is spliced from 10 exons. Gene Ontology annotation, molecular function: DNA binding. Gene Ontology annotation, cellular component: nucleus. Gene Ontology annotation, biological process: regulation of transcription by RNA polymerase II. Bases 553 to 2172 code for a protein of 539 amino acids. Lineage: Eukaryota; Metazoa; Chordata; Actinopteri; Acipenseriformes; Acipenseridae.
GAUUUGUCAACUGGCCAGUAAGCACGCCUUAGAUCAAACUAGGAUACAAUGUUCGUUCCAUGUCAGACCAGACAUUAAACCCGGAUUAGGUAUUCCGGAUGAAAUAAAAGUAGGGAUGUCCCUACACGUUCCCAAGAGUUUACGAAAACAAAACGGAAGCUGACUUUAGGAGCUGAGUGAGCCUCACUGGGAGUCUGAACAAGUCCACUUCCCACCAUUAGACAGACGAGUGCAGAGUGGAGACAUAUGGAACUGGACAGAUAAAGCACGGACCAGGCUACAACUUCAAAGGGAUACACUGAAUAAUCCCUUCUAAAAGAUUGCAACGAUUUUACAAGUGCAAAAGUACUUUGAGAACGUAACAGAACUUCAAUGAAGCUCAGAACUGCUUUCCAACAAGACUAGUUCUGGUGCAGCUUUGCAGAAAAAGCCAUUCUGAGGAUUGUAUUCCUGGGAGGGCAUUGCACAGGGAGAUUGUGCCACUGUAUCCCCAUCCUGUGAUUCUGCUUUUGUAGCCAACACUCGCUUGAAGAAACGGAACCACACGUGAGGAUGAAACUUCAAGCAGUCAUGGAGAAUCUGCAGAGGCAGCAGAGAGCCAAACUCCAACUGCAACUCGAGCAACAGCAGCAGCUAGCCAGCCAAUCACAGGCACAGCUGUCCUCAUCAGCCAAUCCCGGCACGGGGAGAGAGGAGCCUGCAAGGGGCAGACCUGGUGGGAGCCCCGCCCCUGAGGAGGGCUCAGGAGAGCAGUCUCACACCCAGAUGGCAGCUUUGGCAGCCAUGCGGGCGGCAGCAGCAGGGCUACAGAGACCCCCUGACAGCCCCCUGAUGGAGGACAGCAGCGAGGAUGAGGAGGAGGGAGGGGAUGAGCAGUACAAAGAUAUGAUGGGCUCGGAGGAAGAAGAGCACAUAAAGAAGAAGUGGGAUGAGGAAGACUUUGAAGAGGAGAUGGAAGAAGACUAUGAUGAUGAGCUUGGGGAGGAAGGGGUGGGGAUCGUGGGAGGGGCCUCUAUACCAGGAAAGGAGGCCCCACUGCACCGCCAGCUCCACAGUCACCCCCAGCUGCUGAAGGCAAAGGGGGCUGGGGGGCAGGAGCUCCGAAUUCAGAGUUUACCCUCCCAGGGGUCCCUGAGUCAGACGCCAGGGCAGGACCAUGGGGACUGGACCUACGAAGAGCAGUUCAAACAGUUAUAUGAACUGGAUGGGGACCCAAAGAGGAAGGAGUUCCUGGAUGAUUUGUUUAGUUUCAUGCAAAAGAGAGGGACGCCUGUGAAUCGCAUCCCCAUCAUGGCCAAGCAAGUCCUGGAUCUCUACAUGCUGUACAUGCUGGUGACAGAGAAGGGGGGACUAGUGGAGGUGAUCAAUAAGAAGCUAUGGAGAGAGAUCACCAAAGGACUCAACCUGCCUACCUCAAUAACCAGUGCAGCCUUCACCCUCCGUACACAGUACAUGAAGUAUCUGUACCCUUACGAGUGUGAAAAGAGGUCACUGAGUAACCCCAAUGAGCUCCAGGCAGCGAUCGACAGCAACCGCAGGGAGGGGCGGCGCCAGGGCUUCGGGGGCACGCUCUUCACCUACUCCCCCAACGGGACCCCCACCAUGCUCUCCUCUCCCAAGCUACCCCUGCCCAGCCUGAGCAGAGCCACCAACGGGAAGCCCCCCGCCCCCACCCAGAAGAUAAAGAAAGAGGAGGAGGGGGGUGGCUCCGUGGCGGGGCCUGGCCGGCUGGCAGGACACUCCAUGGCGGUGCAGGCAGCAGCAGCAGCAGCCCAGGCGGCCAUGUCAGCCCAGGUGGCUGCGCUGGAGCAGCUGAGAGACCAGGUGGAGAUCGGGGAGCCCCCAGAGAAGAAGAUGGCCCUGAUGGCAGACGAGCAGCAGAGACUGAUGCAGAGAGCUCUUCAGCAGAACCUGCUCGCCAUGACAACCGCACACGUGCCAAUGAACAUCCGCAUCAACAACCAAGAGAGCAGGCGGGACUCUGCACUGAACCUCACUACAAACGGUACAAACAGUAUUCGCAUGUCAGUGGAGCUCAACGGGGUUGUCUACACAGGUGUUCUUUUCGCACAAGCAGCUGCCUCUUCCUCCUCUGUAUCAAGCCACAGCACAGGGAUUGCUGGCCUGCCUGUGUCCCACACACCUACCUCCUCCAGCAAUCCAUCACCUUAGCAACGGCCAAAUCACACCACAGCUAGCGCCAAACUAUCUCCAAUAAGAAGUGCACGAUCUCAGGUUAACAAAUCCAACCCGAGGGUUUUUGUUUUGUUUUUUUAAGCAGGUAGACAUCAACAGCCAAGUAGAUGAAAGCCAGAGCCAGUAUAUUAAUAAUAUAUGCAAAAACUUGUGAAUAAUUUAUUUUCUCUCAUCCUGUACAGAUUUUAUUGAGAACAAAAAAAAAAAAAAAAAAAAAAGGUUUUAGUUUCCACGUUGAAUUUCAUCUACUGACUGGUUUGGGUUUGAAGUAUGAUUUUUUAUUUUCCCUGUUUUCAAAAAGGCUGGAGGUAUUUUUCAAUCUUUUAUUAACUACACUUGGCAAAAGUAUAUAUAAGGUUUUAAAGUAAAUGUAAAUAUCUUCUAUUUUAUUCUAGUACAUAAAAAUGAGCUUUAAAGUUAUAUAUUUGUUCAGGGCAUAGCAAAACACCUCACAAUUUAGGUUUUCGAUAUGGUUUUUGUGAUGAAGAUAGCUGAGCAAAAGGGUCUGUGAGAUAUCUUUCAUCGCUUUCUUAACAGUAAGACACUUUGCUAAGUGUUCUGUGUUAAUAAUUUAAGCUGGUCAAAGUACUGCCAGUAAGACACAAGGAGGCGCUGUGCACCCCUACUGUUCUGGAAAAACCCAAGCAGGAGACUAGAUUCUGUUCUCAAUGAAG